Molecule: messenger RNA, 4914 nt
Organism: Pseudoliparis swirei
Lineage: Eukaryota; Metazoa; Chordata; Actinopteri; Perciformes; Liparidae
Gene: bin1a
Product: myc box-dependent-interacting protein 1
Exons: 21
Coding region: 104-2056 (650 amino acids)
Cellular component (GO): cytoplasm; plasma membrane; synaptic vesicle
Molecular function (GO): tau protein binding; phospholipid binding
Source: RefSeq, a predicted model, not a curated record
GCGCACUCGGCUGCUCAACAUUUGAGAAUACAGCGGUCCAUCCGAUCGUUAUUGCUCCUAUUUCCUUCCUUCUCUGCACCCAAAGACAGAUCUACGCUGCAAGAUGGCUGAGUUGAAUUUGGGGAAGGGGAUGACCGCAGGGAAAGUGGCCAGCAACGUUCAGAAAAAACUAACGAGAGCCCAAGAAAAGGUUCUUCAGAAGCUUGGCAAAGCUGAUGAGACCAAAGAUGUUGCUUUUGAGGAGGAAGUGAUCAACUUCAACAAACAAUAUACUGAAGGCAGCAAACUGCAAAGGGACCUUCGGGCAUACCUGGAGGCAGUGAAAGCCAUGCACGAGUCCUCCAAGAAUGUGCAGUCAUGUUUGGCUGACAUGUACGAACCGGAGUGGUCUGGCAAGAAUGACGUGGAUUCCAUUGUGGAGGACUGUGAUGUGCUGUGGACUGACUACCACCAAAAGCUGGUUUCUAAUUCUCUCAUCUCCAUGGAUACUUACCUGGGCCAGUUCCCUGAUAUCAAGGCACGUAUAGCUAAGAGGGACAGGAAGCUGGUCGAUUACGACAGUGCCAGGCACAACUAUGCCGCCACACACAAGACCAAGAAAAAGGACGGGGGCAUUAAAAUUAUCACGCCCUCCUCUUUGUUGGAGAGGGCCACUCCAGGCUGGGCUCAGGGUAUAUUGUCUGCACACAAUGUUGCCCAGAGCAGUCUGUCCAGAAACCAGGCUGAGGACGAGUUGGACAGGGCCCAGAAGGUGUUUGAGGAGAUUCAUAUUGACUUGCAAGAGGAAUUACCUUCACUCUGGAACAGUCGUGUCGGGUUUUACGUCAGCACCUUCCAGAGUUUGGCUGGUUUUGAGGAGAAGUUUCACAAGGAAAUUGGCCGGUUGGAUCAAGAUUUGUAUGACGUCUUGGAGAAAUUGGAGGGUACAGACACGCAGCAAACAAGCAGAAAAACAGGUACCUGCGGCGCCUCAUCGUCAGGAGCAAAUAGGAGUGUGAGUGUAAAAGAAGCAUCUAACCACAGUCUCAGGCCAGGAGGACCACCACCAAUCCCCAAAUCUCCAUCCAAGCUAAGGCCUGCAAUGCCUCCUCCACCCAAGGUGACCCCAUGUAAGGAGAUGAAAACUGAGAACAUCAUCGGCCUGUUUGAUGCUGCAGCUACUCCUGAUAUCAACAUCACCUCCCCUACAGAGUUAGCCAAUGAGCCCUCCUAUUCCUGUGAUCAGUUUGACAGUCCUGCAGUGAGCAGCCAGGUGGACAUGGACCUGGACUCUUUCAGUACAGCAGCCAAAGCCUCCACGGCCACUCAGCCUGCAAACUGGGACUCAUGGCAUGAGGACAGUGAUGCACAGGAAGAGGACACCAAGCUGCAUUAUGACCCUGUGGCUGCUGCCACAGACGCCUGGGGUGAUGAUGGUUCACAGCCUAUCCGCUAUGACCCCAUAGCAGCUGCCACAGAGGGCUGGGGGGAUAACGGAACCCUACCGGCUCGCUCUGACCCUGUGGCUCCGGCUCAGGAGGGAGGGGGGGAUGAUGAGGACCAGCAGGUUCAUUGCGAUUCCGAGGCUGAAGCCCAGGAGGACUGGGGCAAUGAUGGUGACCAGCUGGUCACAGAGGUGCCUGCCCCCAAGGAUGAAACACCUGCAGCUGAGGCUCCAGCGGAAGUCGCUGAGGAAGACGCCACAUCAGCUGCUGCUACAUUGGAUGGUGAAGAGGGUCAGGGUGAGUCUGCAGCAGCUGCUGUAGCACCAGAGGAAGAAGCAUCAACAGAGGAGACGCCUGAAGUAGCAAAAGAAUCAACAGAGUUAGUAGCAUCAGAUCCUGAAGAAUUGCCUGCUGGCUUCUUGUUCAAGCUCCAGGUGAUGCAUGAUUAUGCUGCCAAUGACACAGACGAACUGGAGAUGAAGACCGGUGAUGUGGUAUUGGUAAUCAAGUUUGACAACCCUGACGAACAGGAUGAUGGCUGGCUGAUGGGAAUGACGCAGGAUGACUGGCUGAAAAAUAAAGAAAAUGCCGCCAAAGGAGUAUUCCCAGAAAACUUCACCCAGAGGCUGUGAAAGAGGUGGACAUGACAUCAUUCCAGCUCCGUUCUCCAUGCCUCUCUCCUCUUGCCUCAAUCCUUUCUUCCCUCUCUUGCCCUGAUACUGUAUCUUAACGAGGACUUUGGCCAUAGAAGCAGAGCUGUCUCAGCCCAGACUGAAAUCCUGCAUUUCUAAGGUCUGCUACACUGUGCUAAAAGUGGAUCUUGGCAUUUUGGUGGAUUCCUUUCAACAUUUACAAUUACAGAUGUAGCCAUUUUACAGGUCCCAUUCUUUGUUGCUCUGCUUCACCAUACCAAAAUAACUGAUGGGAUACUCGUGAUCAUACAGGAGAUAUGCAGAAACAGUUGCCCCUGCAAUGGCUACAUUUGCAAUUGCCUUAUAAUGUUUUAUUCUUAGUCAUGUCUCCGCAUAGACUUGCAAAGGCAUAUUUCACCAUCAUUACAGGGAAAAUCGGUUUUGAGACGUGCUUUUGUUCAUCUGUGACUGAGAGAUUGAAAAAGUAAAUCAUUAUGACAAAAUAUCCUUUGCACACAUACAGUAUAGGCCUGAGCCCUACAAUCUGUUUUAUAAAGGAUGGGCUGUCCUUAGUGAAGACAGGCUGACAGGGAGGUAUGGAGUUCUCACCAUGUUUAGAAACAUUCACGCAGUAGACAAACACACUGAAAAAGUAGAACCAAAUCCAAGCUGGACGCUUCCCCCCAGUCAAAGUGAGAGAUGACAUAUGAACACAUGAUGUGCACAAUCAGCACCAAAUUAGACAGCACAGCACAGAAACAGGGAGGAAUUUAAAUAAAAAUUGGCAUUCUUAUCAACAACUGGUCUUGAAUUUAGCCACUCACGAGUGUUGCUGAGGCAGGUCGGCAUCUUCUUAUGUUCAAGUGGGUUUUUGGAACACAUCUCUAUUUUUGGCAGUAGUUUGUUUUAGCCACAUGUGUAGCUAUCGAGUGUUGUUGUUUUCCUCGGGAAUGCAGGUUUCCUUACCUGUGCCCAUUUGAUUUUUGGUGGCUGGGUGGUGGCUGGAGUGAGUCAGUAAAGCUCAAGCAUUGUAGUUUUGGUGCCAGUAUUUGCGAGUCACCGAUCCACAAUGACUCAAACUCGUCCUGGUUCUGCUGCUUAUACUAAGCCUGUUGGACUCAUCCAGAGCAUCUUUGAUUUAUACUGUUAUUAGCGAAUAGUGAAACAUUGAAACGUGGGCCUCUAGUUGUUGUGUUGGUUUAGGUUCAAUAGUGGUUUAAUAGAAUUGACCUCCGGUUAUGCAUUAAACUGGUCAUCUGACACCAACCAAGUUAAUGACAGCAGGAAUUCAAUAUAAAAAUGCUUUAAAAAUCAAAACAGAAAUACUGAUCACAGACUCCUAUAGAGUAGAAAAACACUAUACUGUCUUCUUCUUUGACAGUCAGGUUUUCAAUUCCUUGUUGUUUAAAUUUGUGUGGAGUGGACAUGUAAAAAAAAUAUUUUCAUGUAAUUCUUUUUCUUUCUUUUUUUCACAAGUGAUACACAAUAUGCAUUAGCCAGGCUCGCUAAAAAGCUAGCCACCAAACUACAACAAUGAGACGCUGCUACUGGUAGUAUAAUAAUUAGGCAGAUAUGGUUACACUUUAAUGCGAAUCAAAUAAAUAAUAACUGAGCCAGCCUCAUUCGUUUUUGAAAAAUGUGCCGAAAACAAUUCCUUCCGUUUGCAGAGAGAUGACUUAACUCAAAUGCAGAUGAUUCAGAAUAUGCACCAGAGCAACUUCUUUUAUUUUUGUAUGCUGCCAAGCAAUGACUACAUAUAGCCUAAUGUAACUAUGUCAACAUAAUUGCCAACUUACUGUCGGAUGUUAUGGAGUGUUUUGUACUUCUGUCAGGUUCAUUGCUCUAAACAUAGCUGCUUACUGUAGGUACUUCAAACUAUCUCACAUUCAUUCAGUCAGUGAAUCAGAAGAUUGACAUUAAUCAUGAUGUUAUUAACAUGUAAUAAGAGUGUGAGAAAAUGGUUGUGUGCAAUUUUAUGUGUGCGUGUUUACGGGUUGUUUGAAAACAUAAAUUAUUUAUCUAUAGGCAAUUGUUAUUGGACGUUAUCACCACCACCUAACGGGAUGAGGUCGUUCAUUUUACAGGAAGUUUUUUCGGACUGGACAAAGACAACUCAAACAUAUUUGGGUCUUUUUCCACUGGCUAGUAUUAUGGUUCCAGGUGUUAUUGUGCAUUUGUUGUGUAUAAGUGUAAUUUUGCCAAGCUGUGAUGACAGAUACAUAUUCUAUAAAGACAUUCAUAUCUGUAUGUGAGUUACUGUGAGCAUGCUGACUUCCCAUGUGUUGUAGUGUGGACACCCUUAAUUUAAGACGAUGAUACUUGGGUCACUUUUGAGGCAGCUGAUAUUUUUUUUCAUUAAUUUAUGGUUAUUUAUUUGUUAAUCUUAGAAAGAGGUAUAGAUAGAUAAAUGUGAUUUUUUUUUCAUCAUUCCCUCUCGAAUUAGUCCUGAUUAUGAUUGCUGGUUUUCCAUCAGCCUUGCCUCAAAAUGUUGCCAGGGUAUCAUGGUCCAAACAGGCCGGAACAUGAUUACAUGGAGACAGGACACAUAGAGAAUAGCUUCACACCACUAGACAGGUGGACACAUUUAAAAAAAAAAUAGUUUUCAGUAUUUCAACCACUUGAGAAGUGCAUGAUUUCUUCAUAUGAAUAUAAAAAGCCUUGCAUGUGAGAGCAUCACCUGCACAUUUCGGUAAACCAAUUACUUUCAUAUUCUUAUGUUGUGUGUUUCAACUGGUUCUAGUAUUUCGGGUGUUUGUCUAUAUGAGUGAUGAUGUCUCCUGUAAUGAGCUAUGGGAUACAACAAAAAGGUUUUUCCUGUACCUAACUGACCAAUAAUAUUAAAGAUUCUGUAGAAUCUC